AUGGCGCUCCCCGUGCGGACUAACUUGAGACGUCUCCUCAGAUUCAUUCAGAAGUUUCAUUCUUCGGAAAGGUUCCUCUGCGCUGCUGCUCGUGCGGAUAAGAAGGAGCCUCCAGGAAGUGGGCGUGUAUUCUCUGGGAUCCAGCCAACUGGGGUGCCCCACCUGGGCAAUUACCUGGGUGCCCUGGAGAACUGGGUGGCCCUGCAGCACCAGUACCCUUCGGUGCUCUACAGCAUUGUGGACCUGCACUCCAUCACCGUGCCUCAGGACCCGGCCCAGCUCCGGACCAACAUAGUGGACAUGGCAGCCAGCCUGCUGGCCUGCGGCAUUGACCCAGAGAGGGCGAUCCUCUUCCAGCAGUCUCAGGUGUCCGAGCACACUGAGCUCUCCUGGAUCUUCAGUUGUCUGACCAGCAUGCCCCGCCUCCGACACCUGCCGCAGUGGAAGAUGAAGAGCAAACAAAAGAAUGAAGGCAGCGUUGGUCUCUACACGUAUCCUGUCCUCCAGGCUGCCGAUAUUCUCCUCUACAAGUCCACUCACGUACCCGUCGGAGAGGAUCAGAUCCAGCAUUUAGAGCUGGCUCAGGAUCUCGCUCGUAUGUUCAACAACCGCUACGGAGUCCUGUUCCCUGAACCCGGCGCCUUGCUCAGCUCUACACGAAAGGUCAAAUCCCUCCGUGACCCCUCCGCCAAAAUGUCCAAAUCUGACUCCCAAACGAUGGCGACGAUCACCAUCACAGACUCUCCUGAUGACAUCGCCCUCAAGGUUCGCCGUGCUGUCACUGACUUUACCUCUGAGGUCACCUUUGACCCCGAAACGCGGCCAGGUGUGUCUAACCUGGUGACGAUCCACUCGGCCAUGGCGAAGAUCAGCGUGGAGGAGGCGGUGGCCCAGGCCAGAGGGCUGGACACAGGCGCCUAUAAGGGGCUCGUAACCGAGGCUGUGAUCCAGAGGUUGACACCCAUCAGAGAAGAGAUCGAGAGGCUGAGGUCGGACCGUGCUUACUUGGAGGGAGUGCUGGCCCAGGGAACUCGCAGGGCUCGGGAACUGGCUGCACCGGUCCUCAAAGAGGUCCGACAGCGAGUGGGAUUCACUGAAUAAAGCUACACAGACUGGUGGAGGACCUCUGUCUUUGUCUCAUUGAAGUGAAUGAGGUGGCUGUGUCUGCCUUUGAGUUUUGGCUGUAUGCAUUUCCUCAAAUACCACACAAGCUACCGUUUUGAUACGCUCUCCAAUAUUUAGUGGUCUUGACCGCAGUGCUCACAGACAAAGUGCUACACACCCAAAAUAAUGAAAACUUCUGGAAACACCUGAAAUCAAAAACUCUUAUUCAAAGAGGUAACAUUUAUUUAUUCCAUUACCCUUAUUUGGUUUGUGUAUUACAUGUUGAAUGUAGGUCACAGAUGUGGAGAGCUGAUGUUGUAGCACAUGUCCAUAUUUGCAUGUGUGGAGUCAGACUGGAGUUAUGAA
Molecule: messenger RNA, 1470 nt
Organism: Chelmon rostratus (copperband butterflyfish)
Lineage: Eukaryota; Metazoa; Chordata; Actinopteri; Chaetodontiformes; Chaetodontidae
Gene: wars2
Product: tryptophanyl tRNA synthetase 2, mitochondrial
Exons: 6
Coding region: 1-1101 (366 amino acids)
Biological process (GO): mitochondrial tryptophanyl-tRNA aminoacylation
Cellular component (GO): mitochondrion; mitochondrial matrix
Molecular function (GO): ATP binding; tryptophan-tRNA ligase activity
Source: RefSeq, a predicted model, not a curated record